Cokeromyces recurvatus is the source of this 2144-nucleotide messenger RNA. RefSeq names its product RED-like protein N-terminal region-domain-containing protein. Gene Ontology annotation, cellular component: nucleus. Lineage: Eukaryota; Fungi; Mucoromycota; Mucoromycetes; Mucorales; Mucoraceae. The transcript has 3 exons. The record is from RefSeq and is a predicted model, not a curated record. Bases 201 to 1835 code for a protein of 544 amino acids. Gene Ontology annotation, biological process: mRNA splicing, via spliceosome.
UUUUCUUUUAAUCGUCUAUUUUGACGUAUACAAUAUAAGCAUGAGUGAAGGGUAUUCAUACAUCUAUAUCCAUCUUUACACAUCCUAAUUCUUUUUAAAAAAAAUGAAAUAGUUUAAGUCAAGACGAUUUCAGACGAUUAUUAGCUACACCACGUCCAUCUACUAAUACAGAUGAAUUACCAUCACAAAAUAAAUUCAAAAUGCCAGCACCUCGGACACCAAGAAAUACAGGUGCUAUUUUUGCUCAACCACGAUCUAUACGAAAGAAAAAUUUUAAAAAAGGCUUUAAAAAAGAUGGUGAUGAUGAUGAUGAUCAAGAACAACAACAGGAAAAAAUAAAUUAUCGUGAUCGAGCAGCUGAAAGAAGACGUCAAGAGAUGAGUGGAGUAGACGAUUCACAAUUAACAACCGAAGAAUUACUGAAACGUACCCAAGCCGAAGUAGAUGAAGAAUUAGAUGCGAAAACAUUAUAUGAACAAUCGAAAUAUUUAGGCGGCGAUGUUGAUCACACUCAUCUCGUUAAGGGUCUUGAUUAUGCAUUGUUAAGAAAAGUGAAAAAUGAUCUUUUAAAACAGCAGCAGCAGCAGCAACAAAAAAAGGAUGAAGAGAGUGGAGAACAAGAAGAGGAUAAUGAUGAUGAAGCGAUGGAUGAAGAGCUUGAUCAAGUCUUUGAAAGGAUUGAGAGAGGGGAAGAGUUUAGAGAUGAUUCCGUUUCAUCAUCAAAGGAUACAGCACCCAAAUUUCAUACCUUAAUGGCCAAAAAUAUUUAUCUACAGAUUGAGCAGCAAAUAAAUCCUGAUAAACAAGAUAGAGUAGAAUUGUUUGAACCAGGCAAGAUGGCCUUUGUAUUUGAAUUAGCAGAUGAAGUAGGACAUUAUUCAGAUGCAUUUGCUAUACCCACCGCUGUCAUUCGAAGCAAGUCAGAUAUUGCUGCUAGAUUGGCAAAAUCAGGUUGGUCUGAAGAAAGUCAGGCUGAAUCCAGUUUAGUUAUUGAAAAGAUUUCACAAGUCAUGGCUCGUUUAAGGAAUAAGAAUGAAGACAUCUCAGCAGAUCAAGAAAAGAAAAGAAAUGAAUCUACUGUUACAAGUGAGCCAGUAGCGAUGGUAGAGGAUGGAUUUAUAGGCGAUAUCUUUGCUGAUGUGGGUCGUGAUUAUGAAUUAAAUGAGGGUAAUUUGCCAAGGAGCUCUACAGAGGGGAAAAAGGAGGGUUCCUAUUUCCAAGGUUUAAUCAAUGAAAAAGAAGAAGAUGAAGAUAUGGUAGAUGUGAACGAGAGUGAUAAAGCUGUUAAUGCACUUUUAAAGCGAGCAACUAGUUCAAGAAUCGAUACAACGACAGUUGAAGAAGCAGCAGCAGCAGCAGCAGAUUCAUUACUAAUGACAGAUGGAAAUUCUCCAAAGCGAAGAAAGCAAAGUAGCAAUAUAAAUAUGGAAUUAGAUACUGAUGCUGAUGCCGCUGACAUUGAUAUGUUUGGUUUGAGUUCUUCUGCAUUACCCACUUCAUUUGAAGAACAUCAUGCAAUAAGUUAUCAAUCAAAUGAUAAUGAUGACUCUAUUAAAUUAAAGGCAAAUACACAAAUGAUAGAUCAAGGUACAAAUCGCAAUAAAAAGGCCCAGCUUACUCGUUGGGACUUUGAUACUCAAGAAGAAUGGCAAAAAUAUAAGGACUCAAUCGAAAUUCAUCCAAAGAGCGCUUUCCAGUUUGGUGUCAAAUUAGGUGAUGGUCGUAAGCGUCAUCGAGAACGAAAGGAACUAAAUGAUAAACAACGUCUAAAUCGUGAAUAUCAACAAGUGAAAAAUAUUAUCUCUCAAAAAUAUGGAAAAUCGUUAGAUAAAUAGAUAUUUUUGUAUGGUUGUAUAUAUGUAAUAAAACAGAUAGCCAAACCCUUUCUUUUUUUUUUUUACUAUUUCUUUAUUAAAAGGUCUCGAAUAAAAAGAAGCAUGAAUAAGAAAAAUAUUUCGAGUUCAUAGUUAUAAGAGCUACCUUAGAAAUAUGACUCGGGUUAUACACAUCUAUAUGCAUGCAAACUAGCUUUUAUAUAUGUAUAAAUAAAUAUUUUUUCUUAUAUACAAAAGUAUAUAAAUAUCCAUAUUAGUGUAGAAUAUUAUAAUCAUUUUCUUCCUUCUUUUUUUUAUUUUUUAUUUUUU